UCAUAAUUUCAAAUCAAACUAAAGUAACGCUCAGCUGUAUGAAGGUAUAAAGAUGCAAUUUUAUAUCAUCUUCUUUCUGAUCAUGGAGGUUAUAUAGCACGGUUAAAGUAAUGGAGACGGUAGAAACAAUGUUCAAUAAUAUUCAAGUUUGCUCUGCAUCAUCAGAGCAGAAGAAUUUAAACUUUAGUGGACGCCUCAAAACCUUGAAAUCGCAUUUAUCCCUGAUUGAAAAUCAUUGCCUCAAGUUCGAAGCAGAAAAAAAGACAAAAACUUUGUCUAUAAUAGUGAAAAUAUCUUUAUUUCAGUGAAGGAAGUCAUUGCGCAAUGUACAUUGUGAGGACCGAUGUUAAAACGUGCUCGUUCUUAAAUUUUUAGCUCGAUCGCUUAUAUCGAAGUCGACAGUGAAGUUCUGUGUAAUAUUGCCGCGAGUCUAACUAAAAUAAAGUACGUUCCUAUAUAAGGAUCUCUUUCAAAGCAGUUCAUUGAAAACUGUAUUCCUGCAAAUACAGAAAAAUUAUCUCAUUUUCACAAUGGACGAGUUCGAAGAGGAUGUGCACUCUACCGUUUGCAUCAACCAGACACAUUUAUGCAUAAUAUUCGCUUCAGAGGACAACUCUUCGAUGUUCUCAGGCUUCUCCGACGACGGCAACUCGAGUGAGUUGAACUGCACUGAGACCGCCGAGUGCUCCAACUUAGCGGACGUCGGGCCUAAUUGGUUUGAACUGGCACCAGUGCUGCUGGUGUACGCCGUGACGUAUGUUGUGGGUGUCGUGGGGAACGCUCUCAUCAUAAGCACCAUCUUACACUUCAAGAGGCAGAAGUCAACCACAAACAUCUUUCUCAUGUCACUUUCGUCCGCUGACCUGCUGCUUGUUCUCGUCUGCAUCCCAGUCAAGCUGGCGCGGUUGUUUUCGUACACUUGGACGUUCGGCUUCGUGACGUGCAAGCUUGUGUACUACGUACACAUGGUCUCUGCUGUGUGCUCCGUCCUCACCCUCGUCAGCAUCAGUCUGGAGAGGUACUACGCCAUCGUGUACCCCAUGCAGUCACAGUACCGCUGCACGCUCUCCAAGGCGCGUCGUCUGUGCGUUGUCAUUUGGUUCCUGGCGAUCGCUCUGGCCUCUCCGGUGCUCUUUGUGCAGGUGCACAUGGAGGUGGGGGAGGGGGUGGAGGCGUACUGGUGUGUACGCAACUUUGACUCGACGUUGCUGUGGCCGGCGUACGAGACGUACGUGCUGGUGCUGCUGCUGGGACUGCCCGUCAUCGUCAUGGGCGUCGCAUACACGUGCAUCUGCGCUGCCGUCUGCACCAUGGUCGAGACACGGCGCGAGAUGUCCAAUGGGCUACUACUGAACAGUUCAGGUCCCACGGUUAACAAAGGAACCCCUGAUGACAAAAACGAAAUAAAGCAGGUAGUGUCGAUGUUGGUGGUGGUCGUGCUGCUCUUCAUCGUAUGCUGGGCCCCCAUCCUCAUCAUCAACGUGAUGAAGGCCUACCGCGUUAUUGAGCCGUACUCCGUGGUCGUCAAGCAUCUCGGUACGGCCGCCGACCUGCUGUCUUAUAUGAACAGCUGCAUCAACCCCAUCAUCUACGGCUUCAUGUCGAAGCACUUCAGGAAAGGCUUCUUGGUCGCCCUCUGCUGUGGGCGCCUGAAGACCGAGCGCGGCAUGUCCACGUCCCUCCAACACAGCGUCACCUGCACCAGGAUGUCCACGCUCAGACUGCAGGGCAGCAGUUAUUACAAAGCUCGUCCUCGCUAUGCAUCAGGCAAGCCUCUAAGCCCCGUGUUAAGCCGCGCCAGUGAGUGCUCCCACAAACCCAUCGACUACGAUGAAGUGAGCAUCAACAACGUCACCAUUUGUUAGCGACACUAGCACUUUUAAGUGUUUGUAUACGACCUCGUAAAUUAGAUAGUAACUGAACAGUUGCGUCGCAGGGACCUGGAGUCCAAUAGACUCGGGAAAUUUCCUGACAGACCAAAAAUUGCGAGUGACACACGAGGUCGGGUUACAGCCCGCAAAUGAGGACACCUCAACAGCUCCAACCGUUGUAUCCAAGAUCCUCUCUCUGCAUCUAAUUUCCCUGUUAUCGAAACGAAAUAAAUGAUCUCAGUUUAGAUAUUAUUGGAACACAUGACGUCCUUGAGCCGUCCAGAUACAAUAUUUAACCAGAAAAUGAACGCCAGAUGUUAUAAUUCUGACACCGCUGGAACCACUGAACCGGAAUAAACCCCAUCCAGCAGUGUUUACGGACUGUUUGAGAGUCGGAAAAUCUUGGUUGUAGUUUAAUAACAUUGAAUAAGGAAUAUAGCAAGGUCAUAGGACAGAGUUUCUUUCUCAGGCGCAUAAACAUGAACUUUUCAUUGAUAGUUUUAAAAGCACUUUCUGUUCCAAAACUUCCAUUUUGAAAGUGUCGUUAUCCUUUUAUUUAAUGUUUUAUUGUGAAGAAAAUUCACAAUCACGUUUCAGAGCGUUGUGAAGACAUUUGUAUUUUUA
This is a messenger RNA of Hyalella azteca, 2495 nucleotides long. Its product is annotated as QRFP-like peptide receptor. The transcript has 9 exons. Lineage: Eukaryota; Metazoa; Arthropoda; Malacostraca; Amphipoda; Hyalellidae. Gene Ontology annotation, cellular component: plasma membrane. Gene Ontology annotation, biological process: G protein-coupled receptor signaling pathway. The coding region runs from base 531 to 1865 and encodes 444 amino acids. The record is from RefSeq and is a predicted model, not a curated record. Gene Ontology annotation, molecular function: neuropeptide Y receptor activity.